AUGGCACCAUUCGCCAACAUUCCGCUCUCGCCCGCCGAACUCUCCUACCUCCAUACCUCGCUCUCCCAAGACCCGCCCAUCCGACCGGACGGCCGCGCGCCCACGCAAUUCCGCCCGCUCGUCGCCGAGACAGACAUUCUCCCCUCGGCAAAUGGCAGCGCGAGGAUCUGUUUCGCAGACGGCACCGAGGCGGUGGUCGGAGUGAAGGCGGAGGUGGAGAAGAGCUCGAGGCGCGGUGGGAUGUGUCGUGCUGCUGCUGCCCAAGGGGAACGCGGACUCGGUACAUCCGGGGGAGGAGACGAUGUGGAUAUGGGCGAUGAUGAUGAUGAAGAAGGAGGAGAAGUUGCGAGGAAAGGCAAAGGCGAGGGGAGUUGGUUGGAAAUUGCGAUUGAGAUUCCCGGGAUGCGCGAUGAUGAUGCGCUGCCGGUCUUUCUCUCUGCCAUGCUGAGUGAAGCGUUGCUUGCGGAUGGGGAGCUGAAGGACCGGUUGUGGAUCAAUUCGCGGUUUCAUUGGAGGCUCUAUGUCGAUGUACGUGCCCAACAACAACAACAUCACAUUACACCGUCACUUCCGUCCUGCGGACCGAAGGAGUAUUUUUUGUUUGGAAGAGCGGUUUUUUGGCUGAUACGGUAAGCCUUCUACUACAGAUUCUCCUCCUCUCUCAACCUCUCUCGUAUCCCCUCCCGCUGCUCUCCCUCACGGCACACCUGGCCCUGCUCUCCACGCGCCUGCCGGCCUUGGUAUCGGAGAAGGAUGAAGACCCCUUGUUCAACGACGACUGGGAGGCGGCUACAUACCUCUUCCCUCGGGACACCAGCGGCGCGGCCAAGUCGAAGCCACCCGUCACCUUGCUCGUCAUGACAGUGCGGGAGAACAUCCUCUUCGACCCGAGCAAGGAGGAACUCGCCGUCGCGGAUGCCGUCGUGGCGGUCUCGACGGCCCAGGGCAAGGAUGGCAGCCUGCAGAUGGUGGCUCUGCGGACGAUUGAUCCCCCGUCUCGACUCACGGCGGCCGGCGUUCCGGAUCGCAUCAAUUCGACGGCGGGCGGGAGCGUCUCGCCCGACGAGGCGUGGAAGUUGCGGGAGAAAGAUGCCGGACAGACGGUGUGGCGGCCGCCGCGCGGUGGUAUUGGGAGAGCACUCAUGUCGCGGGUCAUCAAGGCGGUGGUGGAGACGGGUGGAAUUGCGCAAGAGGUCAUGGACGGGUUGCAGGGCGUCGAGACGUGA
This is a messenger RNA of Lecanosticta acicola, 1226 nucleotides long. The record is from the annotation of a GenBank genome assembly. NCBI's taxonomy places the organism in Eukaryota, Fungi, Ascomycota, Dothideomycetes, Mycosphaerellales, Mycosphaerellaceae.